Molecule: messenger RNA, 346 nt
Organism: Staurois parvus
Lineage: Eukaryota; Metazoa; Chordata; Amphibia; Anura; Ranidae
Source: the annotation of a GenBank genome assembly
UUACACUUGGCACAAUGCAGUCAGGCAAGUACCAUUCUCCUGGCAACCACAAACCCUGACACGUUCAUUGGCUUGCCAGACAGUGAAGAUCGUCUAGGUAAGCCAGUACUUGCUGCAUCCGCCAUAAGACCUUUGUUUCCAUUGCUGUGGGUGGUAUCUGUCUCCUCUCCUGCUAUCCGAACCUUGGAUCCCGGUGGAGGUUUGGAUGUGUUCACAGCCAGGAAGCACAAUACCACUGCUUGCCACCAAUAUAAUGUAACCGACCCAGACUGCGCUUGAGUACUUCCGUUAGAAUACCGCUUCCCUCCCUUUCACAAAUGUUUGUAGAAGCAGUCUGCAUGCCUAG